This is a messenger RNA of Pristis pectinata (smalltooth sawfish), 2572 nucleotides long. RefSeq names its product solute carrier family 15 member 2 (gene slc15a2). Lineage: Eukaryota; Metazoa; Chordata; Chondrichthyes; Rhinopristiformes; Pristidae. Bases 286 to 2418 code for a protein of 710 amino acids. Gene Ontology annotation, cellular component: membrane. Gene Ontology annotation, molecular function: dipeptide transmembrane transporter activity. Gene Ontology annotation, biological process: transmembrane transport; oligopeptide transport. The transcript is spliced from 23 exons. The record is from RefSeq and is a predicted model, not a curated record.
ACACACACACACACACACACACACACACACACAGAGCAAUUGGAAGGUGUGUGCACCUUCACUGUCGUAACUCAAACAUGCCAAGGACGCGUUCCUCAGUGUUUUCCACCCACCUCCCGUCGAUUGCAAAUCAACAAGUGAAACAUUAACAAAUAAACAGAGACAAAAGCUGCGGAUUCGGGAACAGACGUGUUGCUGCGAGAGAGACAGAGACAGACACAGAGAGAGAGAGAGAGAGAGAGGUUGCAACUUCUCUUUGUUAACUUUGCCAAACUCCGUCCCAAAAUGGUAAAGGAAAAAACAGAUGAUGAGACUCAAAAUGAUUCCAGUCCUCCCGAGAAGAAGACUCCGCGGCUCUGCGGAACCAACUACCCUCUCAGUAUUUGUUUCAUGGUAGUGAAUGAAUUCUGUGAACGCUUCUCCUUCUAUGGCAUGAAAGCUGUUCUCACUCUCUACUUCACGACCUUUCUUCAUUGGGAUGAGGAUCAGUCCACUGCCAUCUACCAUGCCUUCAACGGAGUUGCCUAUUUCACACCAGUUAUGGGAGCCCUCAUAGCUGACUCCUGGCUGGGAAAGUUUAAGACCAUCACCUUCCUCUCUAUUGUGUACAUCAUCGGCCAUGUGGUGAAGUCAAUCGGAGCCAUUCCAACUGUGGGCAACUAUACGGUUCACAUGGUCUUAUCUUUGUUUGGUCUUUUCCUUAUUGCCGUGGGUACAGGUGGAAUCAAGCCAUGUGUGGCAGCUUUUGGUGGUGACCAGUUUGAGGAGGAGCAGGCUUUAGAGCGAAGAAGGUUCUUUUCUUUCUUCUAUAUGUCCAUUAAUGCAGGAAGCUUACUGUCUACCAUCAUCACCCCCAUACUUCGAGCUGACGUGACGUGCUUUGGCGGAGAGUGUUACGCUUUAGCUUUUGGUGUUCCUGCUGCUCUCAUGGUGAUUGCAUUAGCCGUGUUCCUAUCCGGGAGUGGUAUGUACAAAAAGCUUCCUCCACAGGGAAAUAUGUUGGUUGAAGUCUCCAGGUGUAUUAGGUUUUCAAUUCACAACCGGUGGAAACAUCGCUCCAGGAGUUAUCCAAAGAGGGAACACUGGCUUGACUGGGCAGUAGAAAAGUAUCCAAAAAAACUUAUCAAAGAAAUUAAAAUGGUUUCCCGAGUCCUCUUCCUCUAUCUCCCUCUUCCAAUGUUCUGGGCACUUUUUGAUCAGAUGGGAUCCCGAUGGACUCUUCAGGCCACCAGAAUGAAUGCUGACUUUAGUGGAUUUAUCAUACAACCUGAUCAGAUGCAGACAAUUAACGCCAUUUUGAUAGUUAUUUUUAUUCCAAUCUUUGAUAUGGGCGUUUAUCCACUCUUUGCGAAAUGUAAACUUAAGUUGACGCCCCUCAGGAGGAUGACGGUUGGCAUGGUUCUGGCUGGCCUGGCGUUUAUCGCUGCGGCUAUCGUGGAGCUGCAGGUGCAGAACACUCUGGAUCCUGAGCCUGGUGUUAAAGAAAGCUAUGUUCAGUUCCUAAACCUGGCCAAUAAAAAUGUUAGCGUCAAUCUCCAAGGACAAAGUGGCUUUCCUACCACCAUGGAACCCUUUCAGGAUCCAGAUCAUUAUAUCAAGUUACAGCUCGAUUCUAAAAAUCAAUCCUUCAGUUUUGACUUGACCUAUGAAGGCAAGACCACAGCUUGUCAUCAAACUGUCAGUGAAACUGCUGCAUACAGCAUUCUGCUCUAUACAGAGAGUACAAACCUGCAUUGCAAAUUGCUGGAAGAUGAGAAGUCCAAGCCAGAGGAGGGGAAAGCCACCUUGAGGAUCGUAAAUGCACACAGCAAAGAUUUAAACUUCACGCUUGAAAACAAGAAAUUUGAGACUGUGAGCGCAAACUACAGCAGCUCUGCGUACAAAGUGGUGUUGCGAGGACACUACCAGGGGAUGUGCGAGAUUGGUACAAUGAAAUAUGAUGUGGAUUUGGGACUGUUGGAUUUUGGCGCAGCGUACACCGUUGUUGUGGACGUUGUACCCAAUGAAGACAGGUUGGAGAUCUGGAAGACGGAAGAUAUCAAAGCAAACAUAAUUCACCUUGCAUGGCAAAUUCCGCCAUACGUGCUGAUGUCCGCUGGUGAAGUGAUGUUCUCAAUAACUGGGGUGGAGUUCUCCUACUCUCAGGCUCCAUUGAACAUGAAGGCUGUGCUUCAGUCUGGCUGGCUCCUGACGGUGGCCUUCGGGAACAUCAUUGUGGUUAUUGUGGCUAAAUCCGCUUUUAUGGAGCAGUGGCAAGAGUUUGUGCUCUUUGCCUGCCUCAUGAUUGCUGUCUCCAUCAUAUUCUCCAUCAUGGCUUACUUCUACACCUAUGUGGAUUCUGAGGAGCUGGCCAGUAUGGUCGAGGAAACAGAUGAGCGUAUCUCCCUCAACACCGUCAACAAGCAGACCAGUAUGUAGAGAGCCAACUCCCUGCCACCCUGUUUGGAACAUCAUUAAUGAGUUUGUUCCAAUGUCCAUCUGGUCUUGAGAUGAGAUCUUCUCCGAAAAUUGGAUCCAGACUGAUGCCAAACGUGAUUUUUUUUUGAAGAGUGAAAUGCCUCAGGGAAGGGGA